This is a messenger RNA of Xyrauchen texanus (razorback sucker), 3550 nucleotides long. Its product is annotated as toll-like receptor 13. Gene Ontology annotation, molecular function: protein binding; transmembrane signaling receptor activity. Gene Ontology annotation, biological process: immune response; inflammatory response; toll-like receptor signaling pathway. The coding region runs from base 108 to 2963 and encodes 951 amino acids. The record is from RefSeq and is a predicted model, not a curated record. The transcript has 2 exons. Gene Ontology annotation, cellular component: membrane. Lineage: Eukaryota; Metazoa; Chordata; Actinopteri; Cypriniformes; Catostomidae.
GAAGAACUGCAUGCUGAAUAGUGUGCCUCAAGAUCACUUGCAAGUCUGCUUUCACUUGGAAUUAUUUAAAGGGAUACUGAAACAAAGAAAAGAAAAGAAGAUGGAGAAUGCUGACAGGAUGUUUUAAACAGUUCAAGUAUUUACAACACCUCAAAAUGUUGAAAAGAGAACAAGGAGACUGUUUUUUUAAACAUUUCUGUUCGCUGUCAAUACUGUUUUACUGCUUCUUAUUCAUAAAACUUGUAAAUGGAUACUCAGUAAAGAACUGUACCGUCAGAGGGUCUUUAAAAUAUGCACAAAAUAUAAAUGUGUUCUGUAAUAAGAGGUCUCUCCAUGCAGUACCACUAAAAAUACCAGACAGAACUACAUACUUGGACAUUUCUAGCAACAUCAUAUGUAAGAUAAACAGGAGGGAUUUAACUGAACUCUUCAACCUCAGAUGUCUAAUUGCAACACACAACAAGAUCCAGGAAGUAGAGGAAGGGGCUUUCAGCAGUUUGGUGGCUUUGCAGGAGUUAAACCUGGCCUACAACAAACUGAGAAAUAUCACAGGAGGGCUAUUUCAAAACCUGGUUAAUCUCACUGUCCUACAUCUGAAUGAAAACUUGAUUACAAAUAUCAAUUCCUCUUCAUUUGAUCCCCUUAUCAGUUUAAAAACUAUUAAUCUGACCAGAAAUCAUCUGGGGCAUAUAAACAAAGUGCACCCUCUCUUCUUAUUACCACAAUUACAGGAACUGCACAUUGGGAGUAAUGGAAUUACCUCAUUUCAGACCUCUGAGGUGUCUAACAUAUCCUUAAGACUGGAAGUACUGGAUUUAUUCAAAAACCCUUUGAAGGUAUUCAGUAUAACUGCAGAUAUUUUCCCUCACCUUGACAGUUUGGUCUUGGCUUUUGUCAAUGAAAACAUGACAUGGGAUGUGCAGGACAAAAAGUAUUUUCAAAGUGUGAAGAGUCUAAAUUUAAAUGGAGUACAAAUGCCCCCAGAGAAGAUCACAGGUCUCCUUCAAACCUUUAACUCUUUAGCCAGCCUGCGGCUACACUACCUGGGAGAAGGAAAAGUGAAAGCUUUGAUUAAGAAUGUCUGUCUGAUUGAUUCUCUGAAAAUUCUCAGCUUGCAGGGGAACAACAUUUCAUCCAUAUCAAAGGAUGAGAUGCAAUUCUGCACACAGUUAACCCAGCUUGAUCUCUCCAACAACAGAUUAUCCACUGUCCCUGAGGUCAUCAGCAACCUUACAGGUCUUCACAUCUUGGACCUCACCUUCAAUGCAAUAAAGACCAUAGGCUGUAAAGAAUUUGCCCACUUAACUCAAUUACGAGUCCUUCAGAUCUACACAAAUGCUGUGUCUUCUGUUGAAAACUGUGCUUUUCAUUAUAUGAUAAAUUUAGCAACUCUAAUGAUUGGAUCUAACAAACUGUCUUUUAUAGGUUAUUUAAAAAAUGGUCUUCAAAAACUUAAGAGUUUGGAUUUAGCACAUAACAACCUGGAUUCUCUCCACAAGGGAGAUUUUGAGUCCUUAAGAUCGCUUAAGAAUUUGUCCCUACAAGACAAUCAAUUAGCAUUUAUUGAACCGGGGGCCUUCAAUGGACUGAACAAUUUGAUUUUUUUGAACUUGCAAUCAAACAAGAUCUCUCAGAAUUCAAUAAAAGACUAUGUGUUCUCUGGACUUCCAAACCUAAAAAUACUUCUGCUGAACAACAACUAUAUUUCAUAUGAGAGUCAAGAGGCUCUUGUACACCCACCCUUUAAAUAUCUGAAAAAGCUAAAGACUCUGAACAUUUUUAGUCAAGGUCAUAAAGGGAUGCGUAAUUUACCCUCAAACUUUUUUAAGGGACUGAGGUCUUUGGAAGAACUUCAGGCUGAGAACCUUAAUAUUAACUCUUUACAUCCAGAUACAUUUACUUACACUCCUUACCUGUGGGUGCUGGAUCUCAGCAGAAAUGAAUUAAUUUCACUCUCAAAAGAUAUACUGCUACCUCUCCAGGUACUUAAGACACUUCACCUGUCUAAAGUUGGUUUGCAAUCUCUGGACUUUCUCAUUAAAGCAAAUCUCAGUAAACUGCAUCUGUUGCAUGUCAGCAAGAAUGCAUUAUCUGUCAUCAAUGAGACUGUGAUCCAUUCUCUUCCAACACUGAUUUACCUUGAUCCACAAGAAAAUUAUCUCUCAUGUGACUGUAGCAAUGCCUGGUUCAUCAACUGGACCAUAAGCAGCAAUGACACAGAGGUUGAGAGCGGUUAUCAGUUGACAUGCAAUUACCCAGACAAACUCAAAGGACAUAAACUCCUGGAUCUUGAUGUAGGUUCAUGUAAUAUAGAUGUUGGAUUUUUCUGUUUCAUUUCCACAACCACUUUAGUCUCACUGACCCUUCUCAGCUCUUUCCUUUUUCACUUCUUGAAAUGUCAGGUCAUUUAUGCCUACUAUCUAUUCCUUGCUUUUCUCUAUGAUAGCACACAACAGAAAAAGAGAAAGCUUAAUGGUUUCCAGUAUGAUGCUUUUAUUUCAUAUAAUACACAUGAUGAAUUGUGGGUAAUGAGGGAACUGUUGCCUCAGCUGGAAGGUGAGCAUGGUUGGAGGUUGUGCCUACAUCACAGGGAUUUUGAACCAGGCAAACCCAUCAUGGAUAAUAUUGUCGAUGGCAUUUACAGCAGCCGCAAAACCAUCUGUGUGAUUAGUCGACACUAUCUGGAAAGUGAGUGGUGUUCCAGAGAGAUCCAGGUGGCCAGUUUCCGUCUCUUUGAUGAGAAAAAAGAUGUUCUGAUCUUAGUAUUCCUGGAGAAUAUUCCAAGCCAUCAGCUGUCUCCAUACUACAGGAUGAGGAGGCUAAUCAAGAAGAGGACAUAUCUCAGCUGGCCCCAACCAGGAGAGGACGUCAGGGUUUUUUGGCAGAAACUGGGGAUGGCUCUGGGGACUCAACACACUACGGAAAAGGAGAGUCCUAUUCUCUCAAAUUUUGUGGUGGUCUAAAAUAUUGGUAUGCAGACUAAAACAACUGUGUUUAAAUGUAUUGCCAUGAUGUUUAUUUUAAUAUUGAAACACUCGGGUUUCAUUUUGCCCCUGAUUUUGUGUUUUGGGCAAUGGGGCGUUCAUUGAUGUGGGGAAUUGUCACAUAGAGAAUAGGGUUCUGACCUGUGUGAUGAUCGCCAGGCAGAUUAUUUUGAGGGGUUGGAGGGCAGCUGGUGUGGGUGGCGAUUUUUGAAGAGGUGUCAUUGGGAAGACAGGGUAACUUAGAUUUGUUUGUCGGGAACUGCAGCAAUUAUUUUGAGUUUUUGGAGGUCUCUCGGGAUGGGCAUGGAGAGAGUAGUGUAGUUUUAUUUGAGCAUGAUUAUUAUGUAUAUAUAUUUUUUGUUUGUGUGUUUGUUUUUUAAUUUUUUGUAUAUCUACUUAUGUGUGACCACAGGGAUGUUUGUUUGGGGGCAGGGUUGGGGAUUGGGAGGGGUGGUUGUGGGGUUUAAAUGUUGUUUGUAUAUAUAUAUUACGGCGUUCAAUCGAUUACAAUUUUUAUUCUAAUUAAUUACAUGGUGUCCCGAUUAAUUAAUAGCGAUUAAUCACAU